Molecule: messenger RNA, 2194 nt
Organism: Aplysia californica (California sea hare)
Lineage: Eukaryota; Metazoa; Mollusca; Gastropoda; Aplysiida; Aplysiidae
Product: ankyrin repeat, PH and SEC7 domain containing protein secG
Exons: 6
Coding region: 570-2024 (484 amino acids)
Biological process (GO): positive regulation of transcription by RNA polymerase II
Cellular component (GO): nucleus
Molecular function (GO): transcription cis-regulatory region binding; protein binding
Source: RefSeq, a predicted model, not a curated record
GUUUUAAUGGGCCCGACUUCUCUCGUGUUUACCAACAGCCAACAAUACGUCUCUUUUGAUUUGUGUAAACUUUACAACCGCACGAUGUCAACGUAGGUGAUGUAAAUAAUUCGGGGCUUACCUAAUUCUGUUCAAUAUUGUGUACUGUUUCCAGCCACUGUCUUUGGUACCUUUAUACCACCUGGUUCAGGUAUACUUUUGGACUGACGGGAGCUGAAGUACCUGGCCUGACUGAAACUUUUGUGUGAUCAUUCUUUUGACCGUCGGGUUCUUCCACAAUGGUCAUGUGACAUUGACGAUAACAAGCCAUAGCCUGGUUUGUUAUUUUGUUGAGAAAAAAAGGCGUUAAUGUUUUCAAUCCAUUGAUUAUAGUUCCCUUAGGGUUAAAAAGAAAAAUUCUGUACGAAGUAAAGAGAAAUAAGUUCUGGUCUUUCUGUUGUGAAAAUUUGGGUAUUUCGGAGUGACGACACCCCCUUUACUGUUGUGGAAGGAGCGAGAAAAGGACACGAAGACAGAACUGUACACCUGAGAGGAUUCGCAAUCAUCUUGUAUAUUUUCUGUCCACCACCAUGGGUAUUAUUGUAACCCGUAUCGCGGAUUUCUGGCGACACCCAGGCCCUGAGCAGACGGACACGUCACAUGACCUGUACAAGGUCUUCCUGAAGGAGGUUAUAGCAGCUGUGGACAAGGGAAACUGUGAGGCCCUGGAUGUCCUACAGGAGGAGGCUCAGAUCAACUGUUGGGGGAGCAUCGAGUCCCUACAGACUGUGCCACCGUUGUUGUGUCGAGCUGCGGCCAAGGGACGCAAGCAGGUCAUCAAGUAUCUUCUUGAGCUGGGUGUGAACGCGGAUGAGACGGACACAUCUGGCAUGACCCCGUUACAUCACGCGUGUCGCGGGAAAAGAACCGACUGCAUGCGGCUGUUACUCUCCAAGGCCAGAGAGAUUGACCGACGGGAUGUGUGGGGGAGGACUCCGCUCAUAAAGGCACUGGUCUACCGGGGCUUAGAGGCUGCUGAGCUGCUUUUAGAGAAAGGAGCCAACCCAAACGCUGUGGACAUCUACGGCAUGACGCCAGUGACAACUGCCAUUGACUACAACCUGACCGACAUUCUCAGGACUCUGGUGAGUCACGGUGCGGAUGUGAACCAGGUGAACCAGCACUCCUUCCGCUGGUCAGGGCCGCCCCUCUACCUGGCUAUCAACAACCAAAACACGGACAUGGUCAAUGAGCUGCUGCGUCUAGGGGCCACCACUGUGCCGCGACUCCAGGACUACACAACUACCCGCCCUAGUGGGGGGCUCUCCUGGAGCUACCUCCAGUUCACCGGCGGCACCACCAACCAUCACGUGGGUCUGACCCCCACCCUCACACACAGCAACGCCGUCUCCAUGGCGAUGGCCGAGCUGAUGAAGCGUGGCCACGAGCACAUCGACAACGAUUGUCAGGGCAUGGAGAUCCUGAUGGCCCUCCUGUCGGCCCACGGCCACCCUCUAGGGCCGUCCCCGGAUGUCCUGGUGCGGGUUCUCAUCAACUCCCGGCCCAGCGACUUCUCCAUGCUGCUUCACAAGCUACAGGUGUGCUCUAGCAGCUGUCAGGACGGAAUGGUUGGCUUAGGACAGACUGACCGGGGAGGAGAUGCGACCUCCGCAGGGUUAAGGUUACAGCGACAACAACAGCAAGCCCAAGAGAUUCCAAACCAGCAAGCCAUCGGUAAUAACAAUAACAACAAUAACGAUGAGGACGAUGACAGUGGCAACAACAGCAGCAACAACAGCAGCAACAACAGCAGCAACAGCUCGAAGAAGAAGAUUCACCGUCGCGUGACCUCUCUCCAGAACCAGGCUCGCCGUGUGGUGAGAAAGUCAGUCAUGCGGUCGGGCCGUAACGUUGUCUGGGCAACCAAGAGACUGCAGUGCCCCCCUGCCCUCAAAAGCCUGAUUCUUCUCCGAGACAUAGACCGGGCGUACUCACCUCCAUCACCUCGCUUUACUAAACCCUUCAUGCCUCCUGCCUCUUCCUGAAUGGAGUGAAAUUUGAUGAAAGCAAAGUAUAGCCUUCUUCGUCUUUGGGUAUCACAAGGAUUACCACCUAAUACUUCCUGUUUCUUUAGGGCAUAGCUGCAAUUUCAUUGUGACCCCAGAUGUUGUACACUAGGUCGAGCAAUGUGAAAUGGGGUUGGCCGGUGGGGGAA